This is a messenger RNA of Hylaeus volcanicus, 1367 nucleotides long. RefSeq lists its product as uncharacterized. NCBI's taxonomy places the organism in Eukaryota, Metazoa, Arthropoda, Insecta, Hymenoptera, Colletidae. The record is from RefSeq and is a predicted model, not a curated record. The transcript is spliced from 3 exons. The coding region runs from base 473 to 1198 and encodes 241 amino acids.
AGUGUGACAGCUGCUCUCGAGAGUAAUACUUAACAGAUACUUCCAAGUGAACAAGUAACCUUAAAAUAUUGCCAAUUAAACCCAAUAUCAAAACAACAAUCAAAACGCAUAUUGUGAUCAGAUAGCCUAAACAGAUAAAUCAGUUCCUCUUAUCAGAAAGCCUCUAAUCAACUGUACUAAACUGUACCGCUCUCAUCUACACCCCUACCCUAGGCAACCUUCUUAUCACCUCCUUCCUAAAUCUGGCGCCAAAUUCAAACGCUCAAACUUACACUUCACAUAUUAUUAUUAUUAUUUGAAAAAUAUAUCUUUUUAAAUAAUAAAAAAAAUCGUCACCAAUGUUCAGAUACGCCUUACACAAGUAUAUAUUUGAUAUAAAAUUGUAUAUAAUUCUAUAUACGUAUUAUAUAUUAUUAAUUUGCUGUAAGAGUAACUAUGUGAAUAAUAAUUAAAUGAUCAUACAAAUUGUGAAAUGGCGAAGUACACUUGGUCCAGGGAAAAUACUUUUGAACUCAUCCAUUUGUAUGAAAAGCAUGCGCUACUGUGGGAUAGGACCUGUAAAGAUUAUAAGAAGCGAGAGAAGAAAGUGAAUGUAAUCUUAAAUAUAGCAGAGAAGUUUGACACUACUAAAGAAGAGAUAAAUAGGAAGUUACACAACUUGCGAAACCAAUUAUCGCAGGAGUUGAAUAAGAUAAAGAAAAAGAAAGAUGGAGAUGAUUCUGAUGAGACUUACACCAGCAACUGGCCUUACUUCUCAGCUCUGAAAUUUUUAAUUCCAGGAUUGACAAAGCGAUCAGCUGUCACAAAUGUUGAUCAAUUAUCUAAAGAAAAAGUGUCUACACAGUAUUCAUCCUAUAGAGAAGAAGAAAGUAAAAAGAAGAUUAUAGAAGUAAUAGAGAGAAGAGGAAAGAAGCGUGCAAAAUUCGUAGCGGAAGAGGACUUUAAGGACUCUGCACAAAUUUUGUCCAAAGAACCAGAUGAUUAUGACACUUUUGGUGAAUAUGUAGCCAUGGAGUUGAGAAGUUUGCGCUCGGAUGAAAAUAAAAGGCGCCUGAAAGCUGAAAUUCGGAGAGCUAUAUGUCGCAUAGCGGAUUUGGAUGAUGCAACCAUCUAUGCUUCCUGUGCAUCACCUAACACAUCACAAUCAUGCCCAUUACCAUCAUCAUCAUCAUCAUCAUCAACGUAUCACAUACCAUAAACGAUAUCUGAUUGUAAUUAAAUAAUUUAAUUAAUUACUUUACAUUAAGUACUCCAGUAGCAAAUUUAUCAUUCAUAUUGUUUCUGAAAGUUGUAGUUUCAAGGUAACAUAAAGGAAGGAAUAUAUCUUUUAUUUAUAAUACUGUACAAAAUUAAAUUAAAAUACACAA